This is a messenger RNA of Sclerotinia sclerotiorum 1980 UF-70, 1434 nucleotides long. RefSeq lists its product as hypothetical. The coding region runs from base 1 to 1434 and encodes 477 amino acids. The transcript is spliced from 4 exons. The record is from RefSeq and is a predicted model, not a curated record. NCBI's taxonomy places the organism in Eukaryota, Fungi, Ascomycota, Leotiomycetes, Helotiales, Sclerotiniaceae.
AUGACACCGAACAAUAUCUCAGAAUGGAACAGCGGCCAGAUUCCAGCCGAUGCAAACAACUUAGCUGACUGGACUUUCGACAUAAACGAAAUGGCCGAUUUUGAUUUCGGAGAUAUACCGCAAAUGGCGCCAGUUGUACACCCGCCAUUCAUCCUCUCCAGUCCUACCCCCUCCCAACCCUUCAACUUUCAAACACAACGCAAUACCUUGAGCUCUGAUGAUCCAUUCAAAUCACCAAUCAAUCGCCCAACGCUCCAAUUCAAUAAUAAACGAAGACGUCCACCCAGCCAUUCAGAACCCCAUAUCAACUCACCAAAAGAAGCUAUCCAAAAAGCUAGAAGUCUACUCAUUCUAGCUGCCUCCCUGGAAGAGGAUACCGAAGAACAAUCGAAAGUCCUAGACUUAAUCGAAAUAUUUCGUGAAUAUCUUGAAAAAGGAAAACUCACAAAAGCCUCAAAUAUCAUCAUAUCACAAAUCUCCCAUCUAGAAAAUGCCACCAAACGGAUCGAAAAGCAAGCCAACCAUCUUUCAAACCUUCCCAGUCAUAUGAUCCCCCCCACAAUAAACGCCCCUGGAACCAAAGCCAGCUAUGCCACUAUCACCAAAACCUCAGGAGAAUGGAACCUAGUUACAAAGGCAAAACCCACAAAACAGAAAACUACAGAACAAAAGGAAGAAGCCCCAAGCAAACGACUAAUCCUCAUCAAACCUCUUAUUUAUCAGCCACCCUCUUUUACACCAUUAAAUACAAGGAAUAAAGUCAACGAAGCCUUCAAGAAAGCAGGAAUCAAUAGACCAGUCAUCUCAGCCAUCACUACUACAAGGAGCGGCAAUUUUAUACUAACCACUAACAGCCCUUUCAAUGCACAAUUCCUGAUGGAAAAGAAGGAAAUCUGGGACAAAAUCCUUGAUGCUGAAAGAAUACAAAUCGAUAAACCCUGGCAUAAAGUCAUCAUUCACAAAAUCCCAAUUCAGGAAUUCUCAGGUCUGAAAGACGGAGCAAUAGUCAUUGCAUUUGCUACACAAAAAGAAGCAGAUAUAACUAUCCAGAAAAGGCUAUAUAUUGCAGGCAUUAGUGUUAGAGUAGAAAGAUUCUAUCCAUCUACUCCUUCAUCCCAAUGUAACAGAUGCCAGGGAUUCGGCCAUAACGAAUCAUACUGCAAAAAACCUCCAGCUUGCGGACUUUGCAGUAAUAAUCAUGCUACAGUCGGUCAUUUCUGUAUAAUCUGCCAAGCAAAAGGCAAACCAUGUCAAUAUCUAAGUGUCAAAUGUGUUAAUUGUAAAGGAGAACACAAAGCCAACUCGAAAUCAUUCAAGAACCCUGGAUCCUCUCGAAUCCUGAGAAAGACUUCUCCUCAACCAGAUCUAUUGCCCACUCCAGCUUCUCUCAACUCCUCCCAAAUAAUCCUUCGAACCUGCGUCCCCGAACUAUGA